AAAUGUUCAGGAGGAUGGAAUGAUUUGCUAAGUUUCGCGUAAGGAAACCACUUGCAAGGCCAUUUAUUUGUCGUGCGCGCCGAGUGCUGCCUUUCUAUCCCUCUUCUAUAAAGGCCCGGUUUCUACCUUUUUGUCUCCGUCCUCUCGUCUCCCCUUGGAAUCUCCCGCCCACAACCCCCCCGUCCGCUACCCUUGCCCUCGUCGCCGAAAGAAACAAGCACAUAAAAGCCCUCAUUACAGAGCAAUUAACAACCACGGUGGCGGAAUCGCGCGAGGUCACCUGAACUUCCUGCCAGAGCCUCCUCAGUGGCUUCGGCCCUGCAUUUUCCGACCCCGCGCAAUAUAUCAUUCCGGUAAUAUAGAACCGCGCCUCGUUACCCAAGGAGGAGAAGAGCCCAAAAUCCCGCUUCCACGAGAUUUGACUCGGAUCGUUGCAUACGACCAAAUACAAAAAGGGGAGCCAAUCCAACCGGCCGCCUGAAAAUCACACCACCACCACCCACCACAACAACGUCUACUUGUACACCCGCACACAUGUCUUCUCCUUCCACGUCGGAAGAGGCCCUCUCGCCUACCACUACGCGCUCCUCGACCAAGUCCAACAUGAAGAUCGCCAUGCCCCCUCCGCCUUCUGCCUUUGUUCACCCCAGUCCGGCGUACAUCAUCGCGCCGACGCCGUCGCCGUCCCAGAACCCGAGCGACGCCUCCUGGCACCCGCAGGGCCACCACCACCACCACAUCCACAUCGCGACGCCGCACCCGCUGGCCGCGGCGGCGACCUUCCUGGACAAGCACGUGCCGCUGUUCGCGCAGCACCACGCCGAGUUCGCCGCGCAGCACGAGGCGCGGGCGGCCAAGCGCGAGGCCCGCCGCAGCCGGGUCGAGUCGCCCAUCCCGGAGCUGGACGCCGAGCAUGCCAUGGCCGCCAGCGGGGGGGCCGUCGGCGCCGCCAUCCACAGCGCCACGGCCAUGGGCACGGCCGCCGCGCUGGGUGAGGAGUCCCAGCGCGCCCUCGACCCGGCCGCCUGGAACGAGGUGCUGGCCAAGCGCGAGGCCGCCCGCCUGCGGUCCGGCUCCAACAUUGCCCCGGGCGGCGACGAGCGCUUCGCCCACGUCGAGGCCGGGAGCGACUCCGAGUCCAAGAACUCGGGCUCGCCGGCCAUCACGCCCUAGGAGGAGUCGAGUCGAGUCGAGUCGACUACAAGGGGGCGAUGCGGGAAGAAACUCGUUGGAAACUGCUUUUCUUUCCUUUUUCUUUGAGCGUACUUUGCUGCUACGGCGGCGGCAAGCCAUGUUUUCCGAACGUCUGGAGGCAACGUCUGUGUGGAAUGGGAGGCGGUCGCCCUUCCCAAGCCAGCCUGCCCCUGAAUGAUCUAUCCACCUAACGACAGCCGUUUUUUUCUUAUUUACUUACCCCUAAAGGUUCUGACUGUUUCGGGCGAUCGAGCAAUCAAAACCAAUCGUGGUGCCUACCGAUCGAUGGAAAGGCAUCCAGAUACCUUCACUCAUCCGAUCAAUCCGACCGACCGUCCGUCAAUCCAGCUAUUCGACCCGUCACUCGUCGUCUCCCUUAUCGAAAGCGAAUCGAAUCACGCCCCCACGAAACAACCCACGGAGAGACGCGGCGAAAAUGGUUGUUCCAACGGAUUGAAACAGCCAUGACCUUCACGACCAAAGGCUAGAAGCGCGCUAACCACCGCGACAAGGUUUUCUCCAUCUAGUAACGACACGGGGGCGUUUUCGAGCGGCGUUUUCGCGCAGAAACUGGUGGCGAUGUUGAUACGGUGUUGUGGUGCUGUGGCGUUGUGCGGUAUACACGGAGGUACCAGUUCCUGAUCCUUUUUUUUUGGUGAGAGAGAGAGAGUCCACGUCCUCCCAUCCAGGGCGUGGAUGCUCUAUCUAUCAAAUCUGGGGUAUCCCCAAUUGGUGGAUGGGUAUUGAUGAUCCGGAUGAUAGUGAUAGUGAGAGGGAAAGGAAGGGGUGGGCAGGUCCAGUCCAGUCCAGCAUGGACAUCUUCAUCCCUGUCGCCAUCUACAUACAUACGUCUGCAUGCAUCCCCAGUCCCAAGAUUAGGACGAGGCAGAGGCAGAGGCAAGACGAGAUAUGAUGAUGGAAGCGAACGUGGAGGCCGAUAUCUUCCACCCCCUACCACGGGCCCACGAAGACACUAUACAUAUGAUAUCAUACCUACUUACGUACCUAGGUACCUACCUACCUACCUACCUACUACAAUAGCCCUCUGAAAAUGAACAUGAACAAUCGGAUGUGAUGACGAAUAUGAACAUGA
This is a messenger RNA of Cladophialophora immunda, 2287 nucleotides long. RefSeq lists its product as uncharacterized. The transcript has a single exon. Lineage: Eukaryota; Fungi; Ascomycota; Eurotiomycetes; Chaetothyriales; Herpotrichiellaceae. The record is from RefSeq and is a predicted model, not a curated record. The coding region runs from base 535 to 1173 and encodes 212 amino acids.